UUUAGUUCCUGAAUGUUGAUUCGAUUUUCAAUUAAAAAUUAUGGCCAUUUCUGAAAUAAGGUUUGGGUAUAAAGGUUUUAGGACUGUUCUCAGAUGUUGAAACUUUAUACUUUGAAGCAAGCCCGGAAAAUUAUACAUAUUUUAAACCCUGCUAUGGUGCUGUAAAAUCUGAACUAUCUUGAUUAUCUGUUUCCAAGUGUGGUCACCUUCUUUUAACGAGGAUGCAGUCAGAUGAACUCAUUGAUGCAAAUUGAAGCUUCUAAUGCGCAAUUCUCAUUGUUCUUGAUUUUGAAGUUAGAGUGAAGGAUCUAUAACAUGUCUGUGACACUCUUUAGGGGGAUACAAUUCUAUCCUCUUAAGCAAUACAAAUUCCCAUAUUUUUCUAGAAAACAUGCAACUUUGUAUUGUACUUUGGAAAGAACAGAAACCAAUACUACAACACAAGAAAAACAACAGACCAAGUUGAAAGGGUUGCCAAAAAAUCAAUCAAAAUCACUUGAUAACAUUUUGAAAGAUUAUGAAUCAAUCAUUGGUAUAGAAACCCAUGUGCAGGUUUCAACUCUUACAAAGGCUUUUUGUGGCUGCCCAUAUACUUACGGGGCUCCCCCAAAUACACACAUUUGCCCCAUUUGCAUGGGUUUACCUGGGGCCUUGCCAGUUUUAAACUCAAAGGUUAUAGAAUCUGCCAUUAAAGUUGGUCUUGCACUCAACUGUAAGCUUUCUCUGAGCUCAAAGUUUGAUAGGAAGCAGUACUUUUAUCCGGAUCUUCCAAAGGGAUACCAAAUAUCACAGUUUGAUAUACCUAUUGCAACUGGGGGUUAUCUUGAUCUAGAUCUGCCGGUUGAGUUUGGUGGGGGACAUAGGAGAUUUGGCAUUACAAGGGUUCACAUGGAAGAAGAUGCCGGCAAGCUGCUUCAUACUGAUGGUGGGAGUUAUUCUCAGGUUGACUUGAAUAGAGCAGGGGUGCCAUUACUUGAAAUUGUCUCUGAACCUGAUAUGAGAACUGGAAUUGAAGCUGCAGAGUAUGCUGCAGAGUUGCAACGAUUGGUAAGAUAUUUGGGAGUGAGUAACGGAAAUAUGCAAGAAGGGUCACUUCGUUGUGAUGUGAAUAUCUCUGUUCGUCCAAUUGGACAAUUAGAAUUUGGUACAAAGGUGGAAAUUAAGAAUUUGAACUCAUUCUCAUCGGUAAGUAGGGCUAUUGAUUUUGAGAUUUCAAGACAGGUGCUUCUUCAUAGCCAAGGCCAUAGUGAUCAAAUUGUACAAGAAACUCGUCUCUGGGAAGAAGGUUCUCAGAGGACAAUUACCAUGAGAAAAAAGGAAGGGCUUUCUGACUACCGUUAUUUCCCAGAGCCUGAUCUUCCAGGAGUUACUAUCACUCAAGACUAUGUUGACAGUGUUUGCAAUUCAUUGCCUGAACUUCCAGAGAUGAAACGGCGGAGGUACGAAAAAAUGGGAUUAAGCAUGCAAGAUGUUCUUUUUCUGACUAACGACUCUAAUGUUGCAGAGUUUUUCGAUGCAACAAUUGCUAGAGGUGCAGAUGUAAAACUUGCUACUAAUUGGAUGAUGGGUGACAUAGCUGCAUAUUUGAAAAAUGAAAAGUUAUCCAUCAAUGAGAUUAAACUUACUCCUCAAGAACUCAGUGAGCUUAUUUCUACAAUCAAAGAGGAGACUAUCAGUGGAAAGAUUGGGAAAGAGAUAUUGUUUGAGAUAUUGGCCAAGGGUGGAACUGUCAAGGGGAUGAUAAAAGAAAAGGAUUUGGUUCAGAUUGUAGAUCCUCAAGAGAUCGAGAAAAUGGUAGAUAAAGUGAUUGCUGACAAUCCAAAGCAACUAGAGCAAUACCGUGGGGGUAAAACUAAACUGCAAGGUUAUUUUGCUGGUCAGGUGAUGAAGGAAUCCAAAGGCAAGGCAAAUCCAAAGAUGUUGAACAAAAUCCUAUUAGAAAAGUUAAAUGCCAAAAGCUGACAUGGUGGGUUCAGGGUUCAGGGUUCAGAUACCAGUUACUUGAUAUGGUUAGAUGAUCAUAGCUGGUGAGUCGAUCAAUUUCCCAUUGUAUUGUUGUGAAGCAGCAAAACGGUGUUGGUUGCUUUAUAGAUUAGAUACUCUCUUGAGUCUUGAGAUGGAAGGAUUGUACAACUUACACUUUUCCUUUAGUUAGGAGAUAGCAAAGAAAGUCUAGGUUGAUAUUCUGAGUA
Ipomoea triloba (trilobed morning glory) is the source of this 2192-nucleotide messenger RNA. RefSeq names its product glutamyl-tRNA(Gln) amidotransferase subunit B, chloroplastic/mitochondrial-like. The record is from RefSeq and is a predicted model, not a curated record. Bases 316 to 1962 code for a protein of 548 amino acids. Gene Ontology annotation, molecular function: glutaminyl-tRNA synthase (glutamine-hydrolyzing) activity. Lineage: Eukaryota; Viridiplantae; Streptophyta; Magnoliopsida; Solanales; Convolvulaceae. Gene Ontology annotation, biological process: glutaminyl-tRNAGln biosynthesis via transamidation; mitochondrial translation. The transcript has 10 exons.